AUGCCAGUGACGUCUACGAAUGUGGCUAACAUUCUGGCGGCCUUGACCAACCAUCUCCAGCAACAGAACACUACGUUUACGCAAGAAUUGGCCGAGCAGCUGCAGCAACAACGUGAUGCCCACAUGCAACGAGAAGUUCGCAUCGAGGGCAUUUCAAUGCCGACCUUCUCAGGUCUCCCAGAGGAGUACGUGGAUGAGUUUGUGUUUCGCGCCAAGCUUUUUAUGAGAGGCAAGAACAUCGACUACCACCUGGCGGCCAACCAGCAUCGCGUGGUGGCUAUGCUCGCCGCCAAUGUACGAGCUGGAGCAGCCUCCUGGUAA
Messenger RNA from Phytophthora sojae, 321 nucleotides. RefSeq lists its product as hypothetical. The transcript has a single exon. Lineage: Eukaryota; Oomycota; Peronosporomycetes; Peronosporales; Peronosporaceae. The record is from RefSeq and is a predicted model, not a curated record. The coding region runs from base 1 to 321 and encodes 106 amino acids.